Molecule: messenger RNA, 3096 nt
Organism: Naegleria fowleri
Lineage: Eukaryota; Heterolobosea; Eutetramitea; Acrasida; Naegleriidae
Exons: 1
Coding region: 1-3096 (1031 amino acids)
Biological process (GO): lipid transport
Molecular function (GO): lipid carrier activity
Source: RefSeq, a predicted model, not a curated record
AUGAUGAUUUCAGCAACUACUCCAACAAUUACAUCACCAAACAACAACAACAAGAACGCAUCUACUCUCCCAACCAAUACCAUCUCUAUUACAUGUCCAACCGAUAAUGAAAUGGUCUAUCACUUUAAAUCAUCCACUUUAUUGGGAACUCAACCACAUCUUCAAAAUGUUGCUUCCAUCAAGAAGGGAUCUGCCCAAGAGAACACUCUGAUGGGUCAAAUGACCCUUACUUGUGCUGGAACAAAGAAGAAGAACCUUGUUCUUGUUACUUUCCCAAGUGCUCAAUUUUUGCAAUUCCAAGGCGUGAAGAAGUAUGGAAAUAUGAACAAGAAGGAUGUUGAAUUUUGGUUUGGUAAGAAGAAUCACAAGUUUACAGAGGCAACCACUUUGAGUAAACAUGUUUCCAAUGGAUUUGGUAAGCCACAAGUUAGAAAGUACAGAAUUUUGAAUAAGAGACAAAAUUUGGCAACUGUCAUGAACAAGUAUCCAACUGCUGUGGUGAGAGGCUCUAAUGGUCAAAUCACACAAAUGAUAUUCCACAAGGAAGAACCAAAAUGGGUGAAGAAUGUGAAAAAGGGUAUUUUGAGAAUGAUUACUACUGAAACCAACAAGGCCGCUAGAAAUCAAACCGAUGGUUUUGGUGGAAAGUAUGCACAAAAGUAUAACAAAAAGAUGAAGAAGAAUCAAAAAGUUAUCAUUUCACAAUCUUUUACUCACAAAGACUUUAAGAAGAUUCCACUCCAAAAGAAGCAUUUGAAUUAUGAAGGUUCUCACAUUGUCACUGUUAACAACAAGAAGGGAUUGAUUACUAAAGCCCUGUACGGAACAAGAAUCUCAUUGGGCAAGAGAGAAUUUGCUCCAAUCUUCCAAACCUUUGAAAAGAAGUAUGGAAAGAAGCAAAAGUUUACCAACAAGUCUGGAAAGGAACAAAUUCAAGCUCUCCAUGUGGGUUCCAUUGUAUUGAAGAAGAUCAAGAAGCAAAACAAGGUGAACGUACCAAAGAUUGUUUCCACAUUCUUUGAUGUUAAAAACGGUUCAGUUGUCAUCAAGCCUGCUUUUAUUGUUGAAAAGACAUUCGGUAUCACAAAGGCUGACAAGAAAGACAUUCGAAAGAUGGUCAAGAAGCAAUUCAAGCCAGUUAAGCUGAUCAAGAUGUUGAAGACUAUUGAAAAGAAUUACAAGCCAAGUCCUGAGAUGAACAAGAAGCUCACAAAGGUUGUUGAAAUGGUUCGAAAGAAUCCAAUCAAGGCUGCCAAGAUCUUGAUCAAGAAUUUGGAAAGAGGUGUUGAAAAGUUGAACAAGUUUCUUUCAUCGAAUGAGAAGGUCAAGUCAUUGAUUCCAUUCCUUGAAAGCAUUCAAACUUUGAUUGCUACGAUUAACAGCACCAAGAUUCAGGACACACUUGUUGAAGUUUCCAAGACUCAUCCUGUCCUUACCAAGAACUAUAUUUACUCCUCUGUGUUUGUUAAGAAUCCAACCAAGGAAGUUCACAAGUUUGUCAAGUCUAUGGCUGACUCGGAUGAAAAUGCAUUCCUUGCCUAUGCUGAUCUUGCUGAUAGACUUCAAGACAAGACACUUAUUGAUGAAAUUGUUUCUGAAAUUUUGAGAAAGAUGACUUCUGCUUCGAGUGCUGACAAAUUCAUCUCUGCUUGCCAUGCUUUGAACAAUGCUGGUCGUGGAGUUCCUCUUUCUAUCAUUAAGCAUUUGAUUCUCUCAGAGUCCAUUCCAUCAAACAUCAAGACAUUGAUUACUGACAAUUUGAAGAAGAGAAUGAAUGAUUCCAAAGUGGACGAUUUGAUUCAUUUCCUUGUCAAUCACAAGAAAUUGAGUGCUAACGUUAUUGCUUCACUCAUUUCUUGCCAAACUGCCAGAGAAGGUCUCCAUAAGAAUGGAACUAGUGUUUACCACUUCUCCAAGUUGUUAAAGAACAACAAGAAUGAUCUCAUCAAACAAGCCAUUCACACCUACUUGUACACCAUUGGUACCAAGGAAGCUGCUGAUGCCAUGGAAAUGUCCUUCCAAGAAGAAGUUAAUGCAUUCACUAAUGCUCACGAACUUACUCAAGCUGCUCCAAAUUCACAACCAACCUCAGGUGAAGAACCACCAGCAACUUGGGAACCAGUGAGCGUCGACGCUGAUGAAGAAACCAAAGCUAGAAACAAAGUAGAAGAAGUGGCCUACAAGAUCAAAUCCAUCUUUUCUGCAGCCAAUUGGGAUGGAGCUCAAGCUUCAUGCGUUCCUGCUUCGAGAACGGAGAAGAUUUGUGUUUACAAUACUGAAAUGAUGAAUUUCAUUAACAAACAAGGUGAUUUGAGUAACAUGGCUAAGGCCAAAUAUUUUAGUUAUGAAAGCAAGUUCGGUACUCAAGGAGUGAACUUGUACACUGGUUUUCUUGUUUAUGGUGGUGCUAACUUCCAAUGCACGAAGGAAUCUGCCUUUGAUGUUGUCUUCUUUGGCCGAGCAGCUGCUGAGGCAAACAUUUUUGAUUCGACUUAUCCAGUUGCUAGUGCCUAUGUGGAAUUGAACAAUCGAUCUCCUAACAGUAUCAACAACAGAGUCUACGUUAAGCUUUUCACCACGACAUUUGUCGAUCAGCCAUUCUUGCCUUCAUUCUCCACUUGCAACAGUGAAACUAAGAAUAUUUUGACCAAGACCAUUCCAUCUCUCUUCAAGACAAGUUACACCAUGGCUAUUGGUCCUGUUCCAAUUACAUUCUCACUUGGUGCUGGCCUCACUUAUGGUGUUGACUUCAAGUAUGGUUAUUGUUUGAACUCAUUCUCUGCCAGUAUAAGUUUAGAACCAACAGUCACCAUUGACAUUACUGGUUCUGCAGAUAUUGGAAUUCCACUCGCUAAGGCAUCCAUUCAAUUGAAAGCAUCUUCCACCUCAAGAGGUAUUCCACAAUUGUCCUUUGAAUCAUGCAAUUUGUGUGCAACCAUGAAAUUCAAUCAAGAGGCUGCCAGUUUCUCUGCUGUCCUCUAUGGUAAGGUUGCUUUGUGGGAAAAGAGUUGGACUCUCUAUCAAUACAAUUUACCACAAACUUAUUCCAAGACUUUGUACGAGCAAUGUGUUUCAACAAAAUUGCAAAGUUGGUAA